AUGUGGGUAAGAUCCUCACAGGCCAUCGUCUGGAUUGAGGAAAGCCACAGUGAGUCCAGAGCUGCGUCCUGCCCACCCAGGAAGUAUGCUGUCAAGUCCUGUGUUCUGCUGGUCACAGGCUGCAGUGGCAGUGACGAGGACUUCCAGGACCUUCUUCAUUUUGGCAGAGAUCGAGCGAACAGUACACAGUCUAGGCUAUCCAAACGGAACUCUACAGACAGCCGCCCUGUAAGUGUUACGUAUCGGUUUGGUUCAGUGGGCCAGGAUACACAGCUGUGUUUAUGGGACCUUACGGAAGACAUCCUUUUUCCUCACCAGCCCCUCUCAAGAGCAAGGACACAUACAAACGUUAUGAAUGCCACAAGUCCGCCUGCGGGAAGCAAUGGGAACAGUGUGACUACACCUGGGAACUCCGUGCCCCCUCCAUUGCCACGGUCCAAUAGCCUUCCACACUCAGCAGUUUCCAAUGCUGGUAGCAAAAGCAGCGUCAUGGACGGAGCCAUUGCCUCUGGGGUCAGCAAGUUUGCAACUCUGUCGCUACAUGACCGGAAGGAGAGACACCACGAGAAAGACCAUAAACGAAAUCAUAGUAUGGGACACAUUUCCAGCAAGAGCAGUGAUAAACUGAACCUAGUUACUAAAGCUAAAACGGACCCAGCUAAAACUCUGGGGACAUCCCUGUGUCCUCGGAUGGAAGAUGUCCCCUUGUUAGAGCCACUGAUCUGUAAAAAGAUAGCUCAUGAGAGACUGACCGUAUUGGUUUUUCUUGAAGACUGUAUAGUCACUGCUUGUCAGGAGGGAUUUAUUUGCACAUGGGCAAGGCCUGGUAAAGUGCCGGCAGAGCAGUUCUGCAGGCAGGAGGACAGAGUGCAAGGUGUUCUCCAAGACCAGAACUAAAGGUGCGGCAGCUCCAGAAGAGAGUGCUGGUGCUGGAGGGCGGGGCUCCCUUCCUCCUGUGCCCUGCAGACAGGUGGUGGGUGUCAUGGGGUUGCAGCGAUUGUCAUGGUGGUUCCUGGUCUCCAGAGAAUGAGAAGUAGGGCCACUGUGCUUCUCCAGUAGCCACCCAGAGACAGCAUCCUCAUCCCAACUCCCCCGAGCAUUUUCCUGAGCAAGAGUGUCUUUGGUAACUAGCUCCUGGAUGAAAACAGCUCCUGGCAAGAGGUUCUUACAGGCAGAGGUCCAGUCUGCAUGCUGCAGCCCAGAGUCCUGCGGGCUCAGUCAGGGCCACUGGACAGGUGGAACCUCCUGUCUGUCCUGCUUGCCCACCACAGGCAACCUUUCUGGUGAUUCCAGAAAGCAGCUUUCCAGUGGUUACGGUGAGUCGGCCCCCAGCUUCCCCCGUUUUCCUUCUCUGUGCGUGUGGUGCCAGGGAUUAUGCCAAAGGACUCAACCCCUGCCAAACAUGGCCGCACUUUUGAGCCACAUCCCAGCCCCCGGAGAGGCUCAGAAGUUGUACCUUUUAAAAGCAAAUGCUCCAGAGAGAUUGGGUGACACCUGCAGCUAGGAGUUUCCACCUCCAAAUGAGCCUACACAGGGUAAAGGCAUGAAGUCUGUCCUGAUGGUUGCGUUUAGAAGUGCUCUGAGAGCCUCUGAGGUCGGAUGCAGGGUGAGUGCUUUUAGACAAGCCGGAGUCGGAGAGAAGAGCAGCCACUGUCUCAAAGGCACUCUUAAAUUAGGUGGGACAAGGGCUACAGAACUGCGGUUCCUGGGGAUGUGUGCACACAGCUCACCCCAGGUAGUGGCCAGUAGUUAAUUCUAGUGUUUGUCUUCAACACCCAGGGCACAGCCAUUCCUCCCCAUCCUGUGAUGCUUUCUGAAUAUUCAAAAAAUUCUAACAUUACUGAAUUUGUGCUAAAAUUAGCGAGCCUGCCUUAGCACAUGUGUGCACCUGUGUGCAAGGUCCUCUCAUCUCUUGCUGGAGGGAGAUGUUUCCUUUGAGCAAACUCAGAAGUGUGAGGAGUAACAAGACACAAGACAUUGAGGACCAGGAAGGAUCCUGUGGAAACAGAAUACCACCUGAGGGAAAACUAGGGGUAGAGCUUAGUGGUGGCUUUUCCAGUGGCUGAUCUUGGAGUGCAGGCUAUGCUAUGGGCAGUUAGGCUGAAGGCUAAAUGGUCCCUUAUGCGUCUUGGCUCAGGGCCAGUUGUACCACUGAGGCAUGUGUGUCCACUGUUGAUGUCCCCUCCCUUAUCCGUGGAACCUCCAUGCACUUCUCUGGGUAGGCCUUGAUACUGACUUGAAGGCAUGGCCUCUGGCUUGGGUUUGGUUUCUAAGGCUGAACUGGUCUCUAUCCUGGAAAUGCAUUGGGGAGCCACCACACCCACCAUGCCCUGUUUAUGUCAGAACAUGCUGCUUGCCUUGGGCUGACUGGACCACCACAAGCUGGCUUAGGUUAACAAGGUGCUCAUCAAAGUGCUCUGUGGUGGCUGUCCCAGGGAGAGGAGAGCAGUCAGUGUGGCCCUGGUAAAGCCUGUGGCUCUGUGGAAAAAGCACUUGAGUUCAGCUGUCACCUUGACACUCAGAUCCCAGAUUCAACUGUAAGAGUGCUCUCUCCUCACGGAGCAACUGUCCCAUGAUGCUGAGGUUUUCACUCAUGCUGCAAUUAUUACAUUAUCCUUGUGUCAUGGUUCAGUUCCUGGCUCUUGAGGUAAAAGUAUGAACAUUCUACAUUUUAACUUGUGUACUUAGGUUUUAAAGAUUGUUAUUAGGUGACGUUGUGUAAGUUGUACGGGUAUAUUUCUCUUCAGUGAAAGUCAAGGUAAACAUGUAUUCCUUUCUCACGUUUCCAUCUGAUCUCUUCACAACUUGAAUACAUUUCAUGAAGAGCCCUGCUGCUAUGAACUACCAGGAAACCAAGCUCCUAAUGUCGCAAUAACUAACGAAGCUUGAAUAUCAGUAUUGUUAUUCAUUUUCUGAGAACCAUGUUUGUGUUUGAUUGCUUUGUCUUUUAGCUGUUCCCUUGUCCCUGUCACAACAAAAGACCACGUCUUUGACUUCUGAAGUACUGGAGGCUGUCCUCUGUAUAUUGACAUUGAAUAAACGUGUGAAUGCAUUGUAAA
Molecule: messenger RNA, 3059 nt
Organism: Mastomys coucha (southern multimammate mouse)
Lineage: Eukaryota; Metazoa; Chordata; Mammalia; Rodentia; Muridae
Product: WD repeat-containing protein 20-like
Exons: 3
Coding region: 1-897 (298 amino acids)
Molecular function (GO): protein binding
Source: RefSeq, a predicted model, not a curated record